GUUAUGCAUUUAUUAUAAUUGAAUGAGUGUAGAGACACACACACACAGAGAGAGAAGAGCAUGCAGUGUGACUUUGCUCUGCUCCAGUGAUUCUGUUCUUCAUAAUCUCCAGCGAUGUGUGUGAUAAUGUGUGUAUUGUCUCGUGAUGCAGGCCUCCAGUCCGUCUGGGAAACCUCUAUCCUUCCUGUAGUGGACGAUAUGGGAAUUAAAGAAGAUUCUGGAACAUCUGGGAUCAGAGAAACACGUCAAGAGUCAAGCAUGUGAUCCAGUCUCUGCCAUGGGUCCUGACCCCAUCUGCUCGGACCUGGUAAACUUCAGUUCCAUCUGCUCCACCCUGGUGGGCUCCAUUUCCUUCUGCUCUGCCCUUGUGGGCUUAUGUCCCAUCUACUUGGCUGUGGUGGUCCUCUGCUCUGCCCUGGUGGGCUCCAGUUCCUGCUCCACCCAGUUCCUGCUCCACCCUGGUGGGCUUCUGUUCCAUCUGCUUGGCUGUGGUGGUCCUCUGCUCUGCCCUGGUGGGCUCCAGCUCCGUCUGCUUUGGCCUGGUGAGCUCCAGUUCCAUCUGCUCUGCCCUGGUGGGCUUAUGUCCCAUCUACUUGGCUGUGGUGGUCCUCUGCAUUGCCCUGAUGGGCUUCAGUUCCAUCUGCUUGGCUGUGGUGGUCGUCUGCUCCGUCCUGGUAGGCUCCAGCUCCGCCUGUUUUGCCCUGGUGGGCUCCAGUUCCUGCUCCACCCAGUUCCUGCUCCACCCUGGAUUUCUGCUCUAUUGUCUCUGCCUCAGGCCCCUGCCACUCCACUUCCACGUGGACUUGGCCCUCCAUCCCUCCCCUCCUUGUGCCUCCGCUCCACCACCCUCCUGAAUCGUAAAGUGUUUGGAGCAUCUGGAAGCCGCUCCUUGUGGGGAUGGGGGGAGGGGUGAAAUGUCAUGAAUCUGGUCUAGGACCUAACAUUCACUCACCACCAGAGGUCACCCGCUCACUACAUGGACUCUUGCACCACACCCACUCUUGCACUUCACCCCAGACUACAGGUACCAUCAUCCACUGCACUGAUUACACACACACAGCUGAAACCAGUCACACAUUCACUAUAUAACACUCAUCCAUAUCACUUUCAAACUGCAGAGUAUUGUUUAGCCCAUGUCGUCUCGUUUCCUGCCUUGUCUUGCCUUCGUGUUUUGUUCUUGGAUUGUUUACCUCGUUUUUGAUUCUUAUUUUGGGACUUACCCUUCGGAUUACCCUGUCUGGAUAUAGUUGGCUAUCGAAGACCCACGCCUGCCCUUGGAUUAUUCUUGUGUCGUGCCCUAUAUAUACCUGUUUGCCGUUGUUUGACCCAUGCCUGUUUUGACCACUUCUUUUUUCAAUAAAAGCUUGCACAUGGA
This is a messenger RNA of Carassius gibelio (silver crucian carp), 1375 nucleotides long. RefSeq lists its product as uncharacterized. The record is from RefSeq and is a predicted model, not a curated record. The coding region runs from base 278 to 913 and encodes 211 amino acids. NCBI's taxonomy places the organism in Eukaryota, Metazoa, Chordata, Actinopteri, Cypriniformes, Cyprinidae. The transcript is spliced from 2 exons.